Messenger RNA from Paralichthys olivaceus (Japanese flounder), 4685 nucleotides. It is a transcript of the gene cipca, whose product is annotated as CproteinK-interacting pacemaker a. Gene Ontology annotation, cellular component: nucleus. NCBI's taxonomy places the organism in Eukaryota, Metazoa, Chordata, Actinopteri, Pleuronectiformes, Paralichthyidae. The record is from RefSeq and is a predicted model, not a curated record. Gene Ontology annotation, biological process: negative regulation of circadian rhythm; negative regulation of DNA-templated transcription.
AACAUGGGAACAGACUCGUGGAAAUAAACAACAGCUAACGUCGAUGUAGUUCAUGUUGCAUGUCUCUGGUUCAAAUUUCGUUAUUUGCCUCAGUUUAGUUUUUGGUAACAAGUUAGCAAGUCAUUGGAAGCGCUUUGUAAACAGUUCGCUAACGUCAGUGUUGUCAAAGUUGCGUGUGACAUCAACAACCGGCGCUAGCUGCGGUACGAUGUUAACAACAGCGCUGGGUUCAGACUGCCGAGCUAACGAUGUUUGUUUCCCUUCAGAAAAGGCAAACAUGAGCCGUUUUAGUAGACCUGGCAGACACGGGACACCAGUGUUCACCAGGGCAACACACCUUGGAACGUCAAAGCCUGACCUGGAGAGAGAUUCAGGCUUCUCAGAUGCUAGCUCUGAGUACCUCAGUGCAGUCGAGCUGACCGACACUGAGGAUGCAGGAAGGACGGGGUCCAUGUUCGGCCAGGACCCAAUGGGUCCACAGUUGGCUCUGAUGGGAGGCUCAUACGCUGGAAUGUCUCCAAUGAUCAUCAUGAACAACUUAGUCCUAAAUCAGCCAUCCAUGAUGGCUCCAGCAGAAAAACAGUGGGGCUUUUCUUCACCCUUGGAAGUGAUGCCUCAAUCACAGGUGGUUCUUCUCCAACCCAUGGUUUCUAAUGGCAGCAGCAGCUCUGCAAAGACUUGCUCUGAAAAUAUCAGACAAUCAAAAGGCCACAUGCCUGUUGUCAAGUCAUACCCUAGAAUCGCCCCUCACCCCAAAGACGUGCCCACGAAAAGGGUGGGAUCCUCCAGGAUGAGGGGACGUUCGACAUCAGAAUAUGACCAGCGACAGAGGAGGCACCACCACAGCCACAGGGCUCACAGCUCCCCAAGCCUACAGCUGCCACUGCAGACUCCUGUCAAACCCAUCUCCAACUCUGAAGCAGCAAACACUCCGACACAGGCAGCUGAGAGUCAGGAGCAACUUAUUGACAACGCUCUCUACCCGCUGGCAGAAACCAGCACUCUGCCCCCCUGUACAGAGGACUUCAGGACAGAGAUGGACAACGACGGGAUCCAUGCUGACAAAUACCAGGACGACCUUUCAAUGGACAAUGAUAAACUGAAACGCUUCAGCAAUACCUACAAUAUUCUCAACAAGUCUGGCUUGCUGGGGAUCACCAUGCGCACAAAGCAGCUCAUGAAGGAGAAUAAGCGCACCCAAGGCCAGCUGCAACAACUUCAAGAGCAGACGGCUCUGCUGCUGGAGGCUCUGAGCAGCAGAGACCCACAGCUCUGGACAAAACUCCAGCUCUCUCUGCAGGACACGGAUAAGGAACAGUGGCGAGCUAAAGGUCAGAGACUCCUGGCAUAAUGUAUUCUCUCAAUCUGGGGGACAGAAUACAAUUUUCUGAAUGUGAAAAAGAUUUCAAGAAACAUUUUCUUUAGGUGAAAUAAUCAACACAGCAUCCAGCAUUUCAAUUAACCAAAAAAAGUGAUCUAAAUUAUAUGCUUUAAUGCUUUUAUCAGCAGGUUGUCUACAAAUUCUCCUAUAUUCGCAGAUAAUGGAGACAAACAUUUUCAGAUGGUCUAAUCUCUAAAUAUGAAACUGUAGCACAUUCACUCUUAAUAAGUGGGGGUGAGGUAGCAUGCUUACAUUUCAAACCUUUGCCUUUAAUAAUUUUUUUCUUGCCUCUGCUGUUUCAAAAAGCAAUAGGGCUAUGCCUUCUAUAUGCCGAACUGCUGUCUGCAUAAGCGCAUGCCUUACAGCAACAUGUGAGGGCACAUGGGGUUAAUUCCUAAUACAUGCUCUGUGAUCUCUGAUCUGCAGAGAAAACAUGAGCAUCAUUUUUUUUAAGAUCGAAUAGAAAACCUGAUAUGGAUAAAUGCAUCCCGAAUCAUGUCGAUUUUUAAAAAUCUAUUUACCUUUAACGUGGUUUAGUAAAUGAAACUGAAAAAGGAUAUGCCUCCUUCGUUAGGAAGUAGAUCAUGGGGUUGGAUAAACCACUACUUUUUUAAUGUAAAUUUGUAAAUAUAAAUUUGGUAUCUUUAUAUAAUUUAUUUUUAAAGGGGACCUAUUGUGCUCAUUUCAAACUUUGUUUUUUAUCAAAAGCCCUUAUUUAUCUCUGAUUGCCAGUUCUGCAGCACCUCAGUGAGCUGCUGAUUGAAACAUGCCAUAUUAGCCCAUCAAGGAGUAGCACACCUAGCACCUGUGAACAACACCUCAUACAUUUACUGAUGUGGAGGUUCUCAAAGCAAACUAAAACUAAGUAGCUCAAAUCGUUUGUUUGUAUGCUGGAGUACAUUAAAUCUCUAAUUCUACUCAAGUAGACUUUUUUUGGAAAGGGAGCUGUGCUGGUCUUGGAACAGGUAGAACAAACAGCACGAAGCAAGCAAUCGGUCUGACACCUCAGCUUCUGUCUCACAGGAAUUACUUUUACAUAUGUUAACCUCAUUAUUGGACAUUUUAGGCCAUGUGUAAUAUGGACAUCUGACAUUGCAGCAUUAUGUAUAUGACAUAAGAUAAGGGAAAUGCAUUAUAGGUCCCCUUUAAUACUUUUUUUGCAUCCAUCCACUUUUUGAUGAAUACCAAGGGUUCUGUAGCAGUGACCUCUCUCUCCCCAGCAACUUUUUACUUGGAAGUAAAUAUUUAAACUCUCCACCUAUUGUGGAUCUGCCCCCCAAGUGGUGGUAGGAGACCAGUUGGAUUCACCUGUAGUAAAUAGUAAUAGUAUUCCUGAACUAGCAGUGGCUCCUCUCCAAGCUCACUCUGGAUGUCAGAGUCCCUUACCCCAUCUUCCCCGAAGGCAGCCACUCUACGGAGGAAAAACAUCUCAGCCGCUUGUAUCUGCAUUGUCAUUUUUUGGUUACCUUCUCUAAAUCAAACCAUCAUAGGUGAGGAUCACAAAAUAGAUUGAAUGGUAAAUCAAAGCUUUACCGUCUGGCUCAGUGCCCACAUCAACACAAUGGUUCUGGGCACUUUAUUGGCACAUCAAAACUCGUUCAGGCUGUGUUUCCCAGUCAUCUCCCUCCAGGUUCCUCUUUUGUUGCCUACAUGAUUUUUAAAGUUCCCUUGAGACAAACUAUAGGGUCUCCAAGUGGUGCCUUUCCUAAGAACUCAUCGACAGACUCAAAGAAGCCUGGACACUUGGAGCUUCUUUCGAUUGCAUAAGCACAAACAGUCAGAGCCUUCCUCUUUGUGACUUGCAGUAGCUUUCACCAGGGAGAACUCCAAUACACUCACCCUGGGCAACUCUGUAAAAGGAUUUCAGUUUGGUUCCAGAGCCACUGCUGUGGGUCGAGGUGAGCCCUGUCUAGAAUCUAGCUGGUACCACUCCACCAACUCAAGUUCCUUCCUCAAAGUCCCAACAGCUACUCUGUGACAUCAGGGAUUGGCACCCUUUAUUUAUAAAAGGGAGGGCUGGGUGAAGUGUUUGAGUCUACUUAACACUUUAGGAGUCUCAGGGGUAAACAGUGUUAGAGCAGAAUCCAAUACAUGUGCAGUAACUGGUAACCAAAGCUUCAGAUGUAAUAUAACGACAGAAAAAACAUAACAUGCCUCCAUACGGCUCGCAUGGUGUCACCCAAGUGUCCGCAAGCCCAGACAUUCACAUUUGACUGUGAACCUCAUAAUUUACACCAUUUUAAACUUUAAAGUCCACCAGAAGUGGCUAAGCUAUCGGACGUUAGCACGUCUGACGGCCCUUUAAUGCACCUUGUUGAAUAUAAAAUAAUCCUGGCGAUGUUUUCGCUAGUGUGUAAUCAUCUAGAUUGUAGAAAUCAUGCUUUUAUUUUCCCUAGAAUGAGCUUUUUAUAUUGACAUGGGGAGCAGGUCCUCUCUACAGAGGCUGUCAUGUUUUAUUUUUUUUGCAGUAGCCCAGAAAAAACUAAACAUCUUUUGAGUUUUAACGACAACCGAAGGCCACCACAGGUUCUCUUUCAUGCUUGGAAGGGGAGGGUGAGGUGAGAGGUAUUCCACCACUAGAUGUCAAUAAAUCCUACACACUGGACCUUAAGAUGUGCGGGAAUGUACAAAUUUGCGAGAACUAAAAUUGUUGCAAGUGAAGUGCUGUAGCUUUAAACUUGUCUUGAUUUUGCAUAUGUUGCUGCCAUGCUUAUCCCCCCUGUAGUUUUAAGUGUGAUAUAAUGUUGUAUUAGUUUCAUUUAGUAACAAACUCAUGCACUUUAGUUUCAAGAUUAAUGAUAAAAUCUUUAGACAAAUGUUAGGACUUGUUUCUUAAAAUGAGCAUUCUGUCAUGAUGAAAUAAUGUGAAUAUAUAUGUUUAACUGGAGGCCUGUGCCUAUUAUAUAUUCUUAUGUUUGUCCAUCAUAUCAAUGCGUAAGCAGCUUAGAUUUCUGUGUUUCUUUUGACUGAAUGUGACACUUUGAAAGUGUAAAACAAACCAUAGCUCUAGGAGCACAAUACAGUCAGAGUUGCAGUGGUAAGAUAAUUAUAAAGUCAUAAAUGGUUCAGUUCUGAAUGUUAAGUAUAGGUCAACUGUUGCAUUAUUCUUUUUAGCAACAAAACCCGACUGUUGCAAUACUUACUCAGCAUACAUCGUAGAAUUUGUCUUGGUUUUUCAAAGGGCAAACUGAGGGUUACAAUUUAUUUUGAAAUUAUUUUUCAUAGUUUGUCGUGUUAUUGUGAAAUGUGCUUUUCUUCAGCAAAAGUCACUUUAAUAAUAAUAAUGAAAUGUCAUAAAACUAUG